Pecten maximus is the source of this 3423-nucleotide messenger RNA. Its product is annotated as trichohyalin-like. The record is from RefSeq and is a predicted model, not a curated record. The coding region runs from base 1 to 3423 and encodes 1140 amino acids. The transcript is spliced from 3 exons. NCBI's taxonomy places the organism in Eukaryota, Metazoa, Mollusca, Bivalvia, Pectinida, Pectinidae.
AUGUCCUACAGCAAAGUUGAAAACCGAAACUCGCUGUCUUCACUAGUACUGAAAAUUGAUGAAGAAAAACAUGCCACUGCGGGGACCUUAUCUGUUGAAACACUCCAUUCAAAAGGAAAACACAAAGACACAUCAGGAGAAAAGAAAUUCAGAAAGAAUGAUACACAUCAGAAUGUUCCCUUAAUUUCUGAUAAAUCACAGGAACUGUCUGCCGUCCUCGACUCUGAUAAAUCACAGGAACUGUCUGCCGUCCCCAGCUCUGAUAAGUCACAGGAACUGGCUGCCGUCCUCGGCUCUGAUAAGUCACAGGAACUGUCUGCUGUCCUCGGCUCUGAUAAGUCACAGGAACUGGCUGCCGUCCUCGGCUCUGAUAAGUCACAGGAACUGUCUGCCGUCCCCAGCUCUGAUAAGUCACAGGAACUGGCUGCCGUCCUCGGCUCUGAUAAGUCACAGGAACUGUCUGCUGUCCUCGGCUCUGAUAAGUCACAGGAACUGGCUGCCGUCCUCGGCUCUGAUAAGUCACAGGAACUGUCUACCAUCCAUGGCACUGAUAAGUCACAGGAACCCUCUGCUGUCCUCGCCUCUGAUAAGUCACAGGAACUGGCUGCCGUCCUCGGCUCUGAUAAGUCACAGGAAUUAUCUGCCGUCCUUGGCUCUGAUAAGUCACAGGAACUGACUACCAUCCAUGGGUCUGAUAAGUCAAAGGAACUGUCUGCAAUCUGCAGCUCUUCAUCAGGGGUGGCUAGGAAUGCAGUAAACAGUGGGGAGUCAUCGAUGUUGGUUUCAAAUAUUCUGAAAGACAAUGAUACCAGUAACACUGAAACCUCAUCAGAUUCUCAAGAACUAGUAAAAAAGAAAGCAACUGACACAUUUAUGCAUGGACGAAAAGCAGCUAUGAACAAGAUUGAAGUGAAAAAAGAUUUAAAAGAGCCAGAUUCCAGAAAAAUAGAUGAAAGUAAAGCCUCACAGAAACCUGAAGUGAACUUAAUUAAAAAACAGGCUUCUCAAAGGCAGGAGAGGGAAAUGGGAAGUUCUCCAAACCUGCAUCUUGAUGUAUUGGAAAUGACCACUAAAACUGAUUCAGAGGCAAAUAAUCUGAAACUUAUUAAGAAACAACAAAAGGCAACAAGAAAAGCUUAUAAUUACGACAGAAAUAAAAAGAACCGCAAUUCAACCGAAGAUAUCACAAAGUCUUCAAAAAAUGUACAUGUAUCUUCAUCACAAAGAAAUGGGAAACAGAGUUCUGCAAGCAGACUGAAGGACAGUGUUAACAUCAAAACUGAACACAUCCUAUCGCCUGUUGAGAAAAGUCUAAAGAAACUGGAACCAAAAGACAUGGAUGAAUUAGUCUCAAAAACAGAAUGCAAAACUUCGUCACCUGCUAUGGAAAGUAGGGAGAAACUGGAGAGGAAAGUUAUGGGUGUAGCCACUACUCCAAGUAAACACAGACAGCUGUCCGAAGUAAAUCUUAAUGAUAUAAAGAUGCCUGCAGAAUCUAAAUCACAAAUUAAUGUUUCACCAGGCAGUAAAGAAAAUGCUGUAGGUUUUGUAUGUCGCCAACAGGACAAUCUGUCACAUGUUAAGUUAUCAAAGCAUGAGAAAAUGACACCAAACCAAAAGCAAAAUGAAGGUAUGGAUUCAGCCAAGAAGAAAGACCCGACAGACAUUCAGUCCAAGAUGAAUAAAUUAGAGAAAGAUCGUAACUUUGUGUCUGAGAAGCACAAGGAGAAAUUUGAGUCACAGUUAAAGGAGAAACAAGACAAGAUUGAGUCACAGGGGAUAGAGAAACUUGACUCCGAGUCAAAGAAAGUGGAGAAAUCAGACACUGCAUCAAAGGAUAUGAUGAAACCAGAUUCUGAGUCACAGGAAAUCGAGAAACCAAAUACUGAAUCACAGGGAAUGGAAAUUCCAGAGUUUGAGUUGAAAGGAAUGGAGAAAUUAGAUAAAGAGGCACAGGUAAUGGAGAAAAUGGAGAUUGAGUCACAGACAGUAGAGCAAUCAGAUAUAGAGUUACAAGGAAUGAAGAAACAAGAAACUGUGUCACAGGGAAUGGGGAAACCAAAAGGUCGGUCACAAGGAAUAGAGAAACAUGAAACUGAACCAGAGAAAGAGGAAAAAUUAGAAAUUGAUUCACAAGAUAAACAAGACAUGUGCACCAAGUCACAGGAAAUGGAGAAACUCGAACCUGAGUCACAGGAAACGGAGAAUCUUGAACUUGUGGCACAGGAAAUAGAGAAACUCGAACCUGAGUCACAGGAAGUGGAGAAACUCGAACCUGAGUCACAGGAAGUGGAGAAACUCGAACCUGAGGCACACGAAAUAGAUAAACUCGAACCUGAGUCACUGGAAAUCGAGAAUCUUGAAAAUGAGUCAGUGGAAAUGGAGAAACUCAAACCUGAGUCACAGGAAAUGGAGACACCUGACAUUGAGUCACAGGAAAAAGAGAAAUUAGACAUUGAAACAGAUGACAAAGAGAUAGAGAAAUUAGAUAGUGAGUCGCAGGGAAUAGAGAAACCAGGUACAGAGUCACAUGAAAUGGAGAAACUUGAUCCUGAGUCAAAGGAAAUCGAGAAUCUUGAACCAGAGUCACAAGAAAUGGAGAAACUCGAACCUGAGUCACUGAGAAUGGAGAAUCUUGAACUGGAGUCACAGGAAAUGGAGAAACUCAAACCUGAGUCACUGGAAAUGGAGAAAUUAGACAUUGACACAGAUGACAAAGGAAUAUCACCUUCUGUUAAUAAAGAAGUCGUUGGAACACUUACAUAUUCCAAGACAAAAUUUAAAUCACCAGUCAAAAGCAGCAAGCAGCAAUUUAUUUUGACUGAUUCUACAAAAGAAAGUCUUCUCAAGGCUGAUAAUGACCAGAAUAAGACUCAAGGUGUAGAACAUGACAAAACAGUGAACAGGAAAAGAUCUGCAUCAUCUGUACAAAGUGAUUCAACCCUUGAGAGCGACCUAGAAAUGAGUUCAGACAGCGAGUCAGAGGAAAUAUCUUUUCACUCAUCCAGUGAAGAAAUUCAAAUUGGAGUUUCUGAACCUUAUCUUCCAUCAAAUAUAAAAAACACAAUGUCAGAUCAAGACAAGGAGACUCGUGGUCUCAAUAGUUCAGAGAUGGUUCACCCAUCUGAAUCAGGAUGCGGCCCAGAUGCUGAUGAACAGUGUACUGCAGGUGACAAUCCAUUUGAAGAUCCAGAAGUUAUUGUUUGUGGAGAGCAAAAUGGACAAGAAGUGUUCAAACCAAAACAUUCUGAUAAACACUUUUCUGACGAAAACAGCGAGGAACUUGAUUAUGAGUUUGAGUCUGACAGUUCGUCAUCACCACCUCUUAUGCAAGAAGAUGAUGAGUCAUCAGGAAACGACAACGGACCUUUGAAUAGAAAUAAUGAGAAAAUGACUGAAGAGUUGUCAAAGAUGGUUACCUGA